AGAACUGAAACAGCAAACAGAGAUAAAGCGGAAGAGGGAGUGACAUUGUUGAGCGGUUUGAGGAGUGAGCCACAGAAAGACGCCUAGCUGCAAAUAAAAUGGCGAAAUUCCUAUCACAAGAUCAGAUAAAUGAGUUCAAGGAGUGCUUCUCUCUGUACGACAAGAAGAGGAAGGGGAAGAUCGAGGCGAAGGACCUGAUCACUGUGAUGCGCUGCCUGGGCACCAGCCCCACUUUCAGUGAAGUGGACCGACACCUGCAGGUCCACAAGAUCGAUAAAAAUGGCGAGCUGGACUUCUCCACCUUCCUGACCAUGAUGCACCGGCAGAUCCAGCAGGAGGACCCCAAGGCGGAGAUCCUGGAGGCCAUGCGUAUGACAGACAAGCAGAAGAAGGGCUACAUCCUGGCUUCUGAGCUCCGGGCCAAACUCACCGGCCUGGGCGAGAAGCUCACAGAUAAGGAAGUGGAUGAGCUGUUCAGAGAGGCGAAUGUGGGCCCAGAUGGACGCGUGCACUAUGAAGACUUCACCAGGAUGGUCACCCUGCCACCUGUAGAUUACUGAGCGGAAGGACAAGAUGGCUGACUUGAGCACAGGAAGAGGGUGCUUCCCUGCACAAGAUACAGGGUGUACCUAAUUCACAUCCACUCAAUUAUUCCCAUACUCUGUCUCUGUAGGUCCUUUUAUCCACCCAGAACUGAAAAGGAAGGUGCAAGCUUGGUUGCUUUGGGCUGCCAUGGACCAAAAGGCUGGAUCAGAUUAUGCCGACUCUGAUUGACUUAACUUGACUUUGACUUAACUACUUUAUUUAGUAUUGGGAGAAUAAAUCACAAGAUGUUUUCCAAAGCCUUCUAUGUGUUGAUUAUUUAUCAUAUUUGUGUUUGCCGUAGUGGAGAAACCCGGACAAAGAAAUGGAAACUCGCUGGCAGGUUGUUCUCUCUGUGGCUCUGAGGAUUUUGUUGUUAACAGUGAGCUGUUUCAUGGUGACCUGUCAUUCAAUAGCAAUGAUCACUUAAGCCACUCUGACAGAAAUACAGGGCGGGCACGAAUAUGACUAUCUUUUUUUUUAUAAAUCAAAGCAUAUACAGACAUGUAGAAAAUAAUCUAGAAUGCUCAUAUGUUUUUAAUGUUUUCAUAAUUUCAAAUUAAAAUGAAAAGAUUGCAUUCGAAGCAUAGGAUGAGCAAUAAUACUAUUUUCCACCCUAAAGGAUAAGCAGUGUUAAUGUUUAUUAUAGCAUAUAAUUUUUACUUUCUUCAAUUUAUGCCGUAGAGGAAUAAAACCCACUUGCACUCUGUUCAACAUCCGCUCUCCCUUAUUAUUAUGUAAAGCAUAUCACAGGCAUUACACACCACUAAACUCCUCGAGGCUAAACUGGACAUUUUCACAAAUGCAUGAACUGAGCCAAAUUUGUAAUUAAUGUCAUGGUGCUACAUUUGCGACAGCACUUCUGUUGAGUUGACUCUUUCCA
Messenger RNA from Conger conger (European conger), 1465 nucleotides. It is a transcript of the gene calml4b, whose product is annotated as calmodulin-like 4b. Gene Ontology annotation, cellular component: myosin II complex. The transcript is spliced from 5 exons. Gene Ontology annotation, molecular function: calcium ion binding. The coding region runs from base 99 to 560 and encodes 153 amino acids. The record is from RefSeq and is a predicted model, not a curated record. Lineage: Eukaryota; Metazoa; Chordata; Actinopteri; Anguilliformes; Congridae.